Messenger RNA from Acanthoscelides obtectus, 441 nucleotides. The record is from the annotation of a GenBank genome assembly. NCBI's taxonomy places the organism in Eukaryota, Metazoa, Arthropoda, Insecta, Coleoptera, Chrysomelidae.
AUGUCUCGUGAUAGAUACUUCCAGUUACUAAGAAGCCUUCAUUUUGUGGACAACAACACUCCAGACCCGAACGGCCGUCUUUUCAAGAUUAGACACGUUUACGAUCCAUUUAGAGAGGCAGUAAAGAAAAACAUAAAUCUCUUCGAGUGUGAAACAGGAUAUGUCCUGGAUUUGCUAAUUUAUACCGGAGCAACAACGAACAUAAGACAAUAUAAAGAGGAACUUGUAAAAUCUGGAAAUAUCGCAAUGACGCUUUUAUUUCCCUACCUGAAUAAGGGACAUAAAUUGUACAUCGAUAACAGGUGCAGUAGCCCACUUCUAGCUCAAACUUUAUUAGAAAAUAAAAUUAAUUGUUGUGGGACGGUAAAACAAAAUAGAAAACACAUGCCUAAAUUGAAAAAAAAAUAUUCCCAAAGGCUCCAUUCAAUAUUUUUCUACUGA